AAAGAAGACUCGUCAGGCUCUCCUGCAGCAUCGGGUUAGAUCUAAGAUUGGACAAACAGACUAUUUAAGUAAGUCCCCGCCUUCUUAGCUCCCAUAGUAUUCUUCUUCUCCCUCUUUUUGCAGAUCCAUUUCCCCUCUUCUCUCGUAACACUACAGUUUGGAAAGAAGGAAAAUGGUUAAGAUUUGCUGUAUAGGAGCUGGAUAUGUUGGGGGCCCCACCAUGGCCGUUAUAGCACUCAAAUGCCCUUCUAUUGAAGUGGUUGUUGUUGAUAUUUCUGUGCCUCGUAUCACAGCCUGGAACAGUGACCAACUCCCCAUCUAUGAGCCAGGCCUCGACGACGUAGUCAAGCAGUGCCGAGGCAAGAACCUCUUCUUCAGCACAGAUGUGGAGAAACACGUGCGGGAGGCUGAUAUCGUUUUUGUUUCUGUGAACACUCCUACCAAGACAAGGGGUCUCGGAGCAGGCAAGGCUGCUGAUCUAACUUAUUGGGAGAGUGCAGCCCGCAUGAUAGCAGAUGUCUCAAAAUCUGAUAAAAUAGUUGUUGAGAAAUCAACUGUUCCUGUCAAAACUGCUGAGGCAAUUGAGAAGAUUUUGACCCACAACAGCAAAGGCAUUAACUUCCAGAUCCUCUCAAACCCUGAGUUUCUUGCAGAAGGGACCGCUAUCGAUGACCUUUUUAACCCUGACAGGGUCCUAAUCGGAGGUCGGGAAACUCCAGGUGGCCAGAAGGCUAUCCAAGCAUUGAAGGAUGUUUAUUCCCAAUGGGUCCCUGAAGACCGCAUCCUCACCACAAAUUUGUGGUCUGCUGAGCUCUCAAAAUUGGCUGCCAAUGCAUUUUUGGCGCAAAGAAUCUCUUCUGUGAAUGCCAUGUCGGCUCUUUGUGAGGCUACUGGAGCAAAUGUUUCACAGGUGGCAUAUGCCGUUGGAAAGGACUCGAGGAUCGGUCCCAAGUUCCUUAAUGCCAGUGUUGGUUUUGGUGGCUCUUGCUUCCAGAAGGAUAUUCUGAAUCUGGUUUACAUUUGUGAGUGCAAUGGGCUUCCAGAGGUGGCUGAAUACUGGAAACAGGUUAUAAAGAUCAAUGACUAUCAGAAGACUCGUUUUGUCAACCGCGUUGUUGCCUCCAUGUUCAACACGGUAUCAGGCAAGAAAGUCGCCAUUCUAGGUUUUGCUUUCAAGAAGGAUACUGGUGAUACUCGAGAGACCCCUGCAAUUGAUGUUUGCAAGGGACUGCUGGGGGACAAGGCUAAUUUGAGCAUAUAUGACCCUCAGGUGAAUGAGGACCAAAUUCAGAGAGACCUCUCAAUGAAUAAGUUUGAUUGGGAUCAUCCUCUUCACCUUCAGCCAAUGAGUCCAACAACCGUGAAACAAGUCAGCGUUGUUUGGGAUGCCUAUACGGCAACAAAGGAUUCCCAUGCUGUCUGCAUCCUUACAGAGUGGGAUGAAUUUAAGACUCUUGAUUAUAAGAAGAUAUAUGAUAGCAUGCAAAAACCUGCUUUUAUUUUUGAUGGUAGGAACGUAGUGGAUGCGGAGAAGCUUAGAGAAAUCGGGUUUAUAGUCUACUCAAUUGGUAAGCCUCUUGAUGCCUGGCUCAAGGACAUGCCUGCUGUUGCUUAAUUGCAUUACCUGACUCGACGAGUGGCUUGUUCACAAAUCAAAGAUUAUUACUUAUAUGAUGCAGUCAGCUGGGAUUCUUACUAUUUUUUUUACGACGUUCAGUUACUGUUAUGUUUUAUCCCACGUAGGCUGAAGGACCAUUCAUGGUCACUACCAGACUCGCAAUGUUUAAUGUUUCUUUUGUAUUGAUGAUACCACCUUUGUCAUUUACUCGUCUUUGUCAAAGGAUUUUGUUUCCUCUCAUAAAGGUUAUUAAGUUGCAGUUGCACCAGA
Molecule: messenger RNA, 1888 nt
Organism: Solanum dulcamara
Lineage: Eukaryota; Viridiplantae; Streptophyta; Magnoliopsida; Solanales; Solanaceae
Product: UDP-glucose 6-dehydrogenase 1
Exons: 2
Coding region: 173-1615 (480 amino acids)
Biological process (GO): glycosaminoglycan biosynthetic process
Cellular component (GO): nucleus; cytosol
Molecular function (GO): NAD binding; UDP-glucose 6-dehydrogenase activity
Source: RefSeq, a predicted model, not a curated record